Messenger RNA from Procambarus clarkii (red swamp crayfish), 3431 nucleotides. Lineage: Eukaryota; Metazoa; Arthropoda; Malacostraca; Decapoda; Cambaridae. The record is from RefSeq and is a predicted model, not a curated record.
GGUUCUCUACAUUUCAGCAACAGAUGCAGGCCCAGCAGGCCGCCCUACCCCACGCGGGCCACGCUCCCCCCAUCCCCCUGGGCCCCCACCCGGCGCUGCCCGGGCUCCCCUCCCUCCCACCAGCCUCUGCUGCAAGUCUGCUGUCGGGGUUCACGGGGUCGCUAGUGGGCCCGGCCAACCACCCGCUCUCUCUCCUCAGCUCCAAACAUCUCCUUCACCGCGACGACAGUACCCGUACCUCAAUGUUGGGUGGGCGGUACCCGUGCUCCCCAUCACCCCGGUGCCCCAACCCCGCCCUUGACACCCACGAUGAGGAGGCGGGAAGGGCCUCGUCCUCUUCCUCCACCGCUGGGGGGGUUCGACCCGCGCUAAGGUCCCCCUUCACACCCGCAGAAAGACAUAGAAGCAGCAUCUCCCCCAGCGCAGGAGACAAGUACCGAGGGCGCUCACCGGAGCCAGAACCUAAGAAGAUAAAGAGAGAAGAUGGCCAUGAUAGAGAUGGGGAAAAGAGCGAGCAGGAGUUGGUAGUGGACGAUCCCCAGGACUCUGUGAGCCCGGCGGUCAACGGUACCACCUCCCCGCGGGAGAACGGCGUCUCUAAGAAGACGCCGCCUCUUGGCUCCGUCAGCCCCAGGAGCUCUGGCAGUUCGUCCUCCACGCCCCAGGCCAGGAAGGAGGACAAGCCCGCCACGCCCAAUUCCAAAGCGCCCACGCCCACCUCCUCUGGCGCCAGCGCGGUCAAGCCCGUGGGCAAGGCGGCGCCAUUACCUGGCGUCGGGUCCUACCCUCCGGGGUAUCCUCUACCUGAAGCCGCCGCCGCUGCCGCCGCUGCUGCCGCUGCCGCCGCCGCCGCUGCCGCAGCCGCCGCCGCAGGAUCCGGAGCGCCCUACCCAUACCCGAGGCCGCCCGCGCAUCCGCAAGCCGCCCCGCCCUCGUCCCUGGACAUGCAUGGACGUACUGCCUCUCUGCACGCCCUCCAGGGCGGGAAGCCGGCGUACAGUUUCCAUGUGAACGGCGAGGGACAGCUGGCGCCGGUACCGUUCCCUCCUGAUGCGUUGUUGGCGCCGGGCAUCCCACGGCACGCUCGGCAGAUCAACACCCUGCAUCACGGUGAGGUGGUGUGCGCCGUCACCAUCAGCAACCCCACCAAGUACGUCUACACGGGCGGCAAGGGCUGCGUCAAGGUGUGGGACAUCAGUCAGCCCGGCUCCAAGACGCCCGUCUCCCAGCUCGACUGUCUGCAACGUGAUAGUUACAUUCGGUCAGUGAAGCUGCUGCCUGAUGGGCGGACGCUACUGGUGGGCGGCGAGGCGUCCACACUCAGCAUCUGGGACCUAGCGACGCCCACGCCCAGAAUCAAGGCGGAACUCACCUCUGCGGCACCAGCAUGCUACGCCUUGGCCAUCAGUCCGGACUCGAAGGUGUGCUUCAGCUGUUGCAGUGACGGCAACAUUGCCGUGUGGGACCUGCACAACCAAACGCUAGUCAGACAGUUCCAGGGCCACACAGACGGGGCGUCGUGCAUCGACAUCUCCCCUGACGGCACCAAGUUGUGGACAGGCGGCCUGGACAACACAGUCAGGUCGUGGGACCUACGGGAGGGUCGUCAGUUACAGCAGCACGAUUUUACCAGUCAAAUCUUCUCCCUGGGUUACUGUCCCACCGGCGAGUGGCUCGCCGUUGGCAUGGAGAGUUCCAAUGUGGAGGUCCUCCACGUCAACAAACCGGACAAGUACCAACUCCACCUUCACGAAUCUUGCGUCCUCUCCCUCAAGUUCGCCUCGGCUGGCAAGUGGUUCGUGUCGACUGGGAAAGACAACUUGCUCAACGCGUGGCGCACCCCCUAUGGUGCCUCCAUCUUCCAGUCGAAGGAGUCGUCGUCGGUGUUGAGUUGCGACAUCUCUGCGGACGACAAGUACAUCGUGACGGGCUCCGGCGACAAGAAGGCCACCGUCUACGAGGUCAUCUACUAGACCAUCAACACUUCCCGGAUUUGGGAUCGGAGUUUCCCAAGCUUGAAGUCCACUUCAUCAGCUUUAUGGCAAGCUCUUGAGCCGAGACUCACGCCAUCAGACCCUGGAGGGUCCUUGGCCAACUUGUCAUCGUUCAAAGCUUUAAUUAGAUUUUCUGUGGUGAGAAGUCAUCGCUGGAGAUCCAAUAGGAGUCAAGUGACAUUAUCCGUGUGGUCCCUUACAGCUUCACUGUUUUAAAUUCACUUGUACUUGUCCAAAAUUAACAUUUAAAAUAUCAUAAAAUAUUUAUAAUAAUGAUUUCUCUAUGAACCUCAGUGAGGAAUCAUUUUAAGUAUAGUGACUUGCUCACCAGAGGUCAGCACUAGGAAGUAGCGAUCACCAAACACUUAAUGUCGACACGUGACUGUCACCACGUCACCCACCGCCACUCUCCUCAUCCUCGCCCGACAGUUCCAGGCUUUGAGGAUUUCCCAAACUACAAGAUCUCGUUUCAAAGUUUCUCGAAUUGUGUGGAGUGACUCGUCUAAUAUCUCCUACACUGAGUACUGAGUACUGUGUACUGAGGAUGGCACAAGAGGAUGUCAACCAUCCAGUACUGUGCUAAGAUGUGCUCAAACGUAUCCAGAAGCGAGAUGAAGCAAGCCGUGUUGAACCUUCUUGUCACCUAGGUAUCAGAAAAUAUAUCGUAACAGUAUGCUGGAGUGAUGAAGAGUUAAGGUAACGAGACUGUGGAGGCGAGUUAUGUGGUGUGUGUGUUGAGGGCGAGUGGACAUGGCCCGAGCCGUGUUUACAGCGGCGGGGGCCGCCCCACACUCCCCCGUCACCACCAGGGGGCCGCCCCACACUCCCCCGUCACCACCAGUGGACCGCUUGUCGCAGGGACACUGAGUGAGCAGGAACAAGGAAGGUCAAGAGUGUCGGGGAAUGUCAAGCUGAUGGCAAGUCAGAGUGUGGGAAGCUGGUGCAGUGUUGUUGGCUGAGCAAUGCGUCAGGUGAGAGUGACACUAUACUGGGGACACUAUAACUGUGCUUCACAGUAUUGCUCAAUACAGACAUCUGGGAAAAUGGUUGUCAUAGUGCAAACAUGAGAUGCAAGAAAGGAGAGUGUGUGGGCGCAGUGAUUGUGAAAACACGCUGUAAUAUGACACGUACAAGCAAUACCUAUUUUUGCACACCAAUACUUGUGGUGGUGAGGUGGGGCCGCCGAGUGCUCCUGGCCGCGCCACUCUCAAACAUUGUCAACUGCAGAAAACAUACUGAAAAACACACAUUAUUGGGCAUGAAAUAUAACCUGUGAACCUCGUGAUGGUGCUUGCGGGUCAUUAGCCUUAAUAAUGGCAAGAAAAGCCUAUUAUUAAGAUUUUGUUUAUCUUGGUGAAACAAAUUAAGUCAUUCCUCACCAGACGAAUAGAAAGUUGUUUUGGGGCGAGUGUUUAUAAUUAAAAUUAGACUAGCAGG